GUUUAAAUACGCCACACAGAGAAAACUCAAUCAAUCGGCCCAAAAAUGGCAACCAAAAUCGUUCUUCUGACACUUUUGCUGCUAGUUUCGGCCCUGGCUUGGGAAACAAAAGUCUGUAGUAUCGACUGUUCGGGCUCUUCCGGUACCACCGACAGCCCUUCGGGUACCACCUCCACCCCCACCACCGGGGGUUCCGACAGUUCUGGAACUCCCACUUCCAGUGACCCAGACUCCGGAAGCACUGGCUCCGGGUGCCCGUGCACCUGCAGCCCCUCUACUCCGGUGACGGAACCCUCGAGCCACUCCGGGUCCGGAUCCGACAGCAAAUCGUCGGAAAGCAACGAAAGUGACAGAAUUUUGGGACACUCCAAACACCAAAAACUCGGACAUGGUAAGAGCCACCCACACGCCAAACACAACAAACACGAAUCGGGCAAAAGUAACCAUCAACACGCCCAUGACAAGGAGAACCAUCAAGGGUUGGACCAACUGAUCAACCAUGCGAAACAGUUCAUUCCAAUUGGGAAAAACAACCAUAAAGAACAUCCAAAUGCGAAACAUGCGCAUGAGAACAGGGAACAUGCGCACGCGCAUGAGAAGGAACAUGCGCACGCGCACGAGAAGGAACAUGCGCACGCGCAUGACAAACAUAAUGUUCACGAACAGGGGAAACACAACGCGCAUGGAAAACAGUACCAACAUGAGAAACACGAACAUAACUAAAUGAUUUGUGAUCCAAUGUGAAAUUUGAGGUUGUGGGAUAAUAAAAAAUACAUAGCA
Molecule: messenger RNA, 780 nt
Organism: Tribolium castaneum (red flour beetle)
Lineage: Eukaryota; Metazoa; Arthropoda; Insecta; Coleoptera; Tenebrionidae
Product: histidine-rich glycoprotein
Exons: 4
Coding region: 46-723 (225 amino acids)
Source: RefSeq, a predicted model, not a curated record